Messenger RNA from Onychomys torridus (southern grasshopper mouse), 4086 nucleotides. It is a transcript of the gene Slc38a10, whose product is annotated as solute carrier family 38 member 10. NCBI's taxonomy places the organism in Eukaryota, Metazoa, Chordata, Mammalia, Rodentia, Cricetidae. The coding region runs from base 272 to 3571 and encodes 1099 amino acids. The transcript is spliced from 17 exons. Gene Ontology annotation, molecular function: amino acid transmembrane transporter activity. Gene Ontology annotation, biological process: amino acid transmembrane transport. The record is from RefSeq and is a predicted model, not a curated record.
GUCAUUUCCUGGCAGCGUACACUCGGAAGGCGGAAGUUUGUGUGCCGGAGGCAACGAAGCGGAGCUGAGGUGUCGCUAGCGUUGCCUGCGGCUCUUCCGGGUUUCUGCUCCACUCCCGCGAGGUGGAGGCGGGAACCUGGAACCAUGGCUGUGAGGCAGCUGCGUAGCCUGGCAGGGUCUGGAGGCUGACAUCCACGACGCCUGCACGGGCCCCUUGCUCCAGGUUUAGGGUUAGCUAGGGUCGCGCUGUCCCGGCCCCCAGACCCUCAGAAUGACCGCAGCCUCCACCUCCAAAUGGGGGCUAGUCACGAACGUCGUAAACAGCAUCGUGGGGGUCAGCGUGCUCACCAUGCCUUUCUGCUUCAAACAGUGUGGCAUCAUCCUGGGGGCCCUGCUCUUGGUCUUCUGCUCAUGGAUGACACACCAGUCAUGUAUGUUCUUGGUGAAGUCGGCCAGCCUGAGCAAGAGGAGAACCUAUGCUGGCCUGGCGUUCCAUGCCUACGGCAAGGCGGGGAAGAUGCUGGUGGAGACCAGCAUGAUUGGGCUGAUGCUGGGGACCUGCAUUGCCUUCUACGUCGUAAUUGGUGACUUGGGCUCCAACUUCUUUGCCCAGCUGGUUGGAUUACGGGCGACCAGCAGCUUGCGUGUGUUCCUGCUCUUCGGGGUGUCCCUGUGCAUCGUGCUCCCACUGAGCCUGCAGAGGAACAUGAUGGCCUCCAUCCAGUCCUUCAGCGUCAUGGCGCUCCUCUUCUACACCAUCUUCAUGUUUGUGAUUGUGCUGUCCUCCUUUAAGCAUGGCCUCUUCAGUGGGCAGUGGCUGCAGCGAGUCAGCUACAUCCGCUGGGAGGGCAUUUUCCGCUGUGUGCCCAUCUUCGGCAUGUCCUUUGCCUGUCAGUCCCAGGUCCUGCCUACCUAUGACAGCCUGGAUGAGCCAUCGGUGAAGACCAUGAGUUCCAUAUUUGCCUCCUCCCUCAACGUGGUCACUGCCUUCUAUGUCAUGGUGGGGUUUUUUGGGUACGUCAGCUUCACUGAUGCCACUGCCGGCAACGUGCUGAUACACUUCCCCUCCAACCUGGUGACAGAGAUGAUCCGAGUGGGCUUUGUCAUGUCCGUGGCUGUGGGCUUCCCCAUGAUGAUUCUACCAUGCAGACAGGCCUUGAACACACUACUGUUUGAGCAGCAGCAAAAAGAUGGAACCUUUGCUGCAGGAGGCUACAUGCCCCCACUCCGGUUUAAAGUCCUCACCCUCUCGGUGGUGUUUGGAACCAUGGUCGGUGGAAUCUUGAUCCCCAAUGUGGAAACCAUCCUUGGCCUCACAGGGGCGACAAUGGGGAGCCUCAUCUGCUUCAUCUGCCCGGCUCUGAUCUAUAAGAAAGCCCACAAGAACGCUCCCUCAGCUCAGGUGGUGCUCUGGGUCGGCCUAGGUGUCCUGGUGGUCAGCACACUCACUACCCUGUCUGUGAGCGAAGAAGCCCCUCUGGACUUGACACAAGAAGCUCGAAGUGGUCGGCGAGGAGAUGCUGAGGGUGGAGUGAAAGUGGAGUCUGCCCGGCUGUCAGUCCAGGAUCCCGUUGUGGUUGUUGCUGAGGAUAGUCGGGAGAAGCCGAAGCUGCCAGAGGACAAAGAAGUACUGGAGCAGGCCCAGAUUAAGGGUCCUGUGGAUGUGCCUGGAGGGGAGACCCCCGAGGAGAAGCAGGAAGCCGCACAACUGGAUCGCCCUGCUCAAGGUAUUGCUGUCCCUGUGGGCGAAGCCCACCGCCAUGAGCCUCCUAUUCCUCAUGACAAAGUGGUGGUGGAUGAAGGUCAAGACCAAGAAGGGCCAGAAGAGAAAAAGCCACCUCCCAGGCUCACAGAUGAAGGGGAUCCUGGGGACAGAGGGCAGGUGGCACCACCUCCACCUGAGUCAGAGCAGGAACCUGAGAGAGGAGAAGAAGGGAAAAGACCUGAACAAGCCCUGGCAAUGGGGGAAGAUGACCAUCCCCAGAAAGUUCCAGAAGCAAAUGGCCAGCCACCUGUCCAGCCCAGGAAGGAAGAUUCCAGACCAGACAAUAGGGAUCUGCAUCCGGUCCCCCAGUCCAGGCUGUCUGUGGAGCAGAAUGCUCUGGUGGCUGGUGAAGGUGUCGAGGGUGCUCAGAGGGCUGCAGGGCUCCCACAGAAGCCUGUGGAGAGUGACCUGGAGAGCAAUGCUGGUGGGAAGGCCGGCCUCCCUGCACAAAGGCCAGAGGCUGCAGAGGAGAAGGAGCAGAAGGAGGCUGAGCAGCCAGGUGGAGACCAGGCAGGGAGCAAGCUGGAAGCCGAGAUUAAAAAGCUAGUAGCAGAAGCCGGGAGGGCAGAGAUGCUGGACCACGCCGUACUGCUGCAGGUGAUCAAAGAGCAGCAGGUGCAGCAGAAGCGCCUCCUGGACCAGCAGGAGAAGCUGCUGGCUGUGAUCGAGGAGCAGCACAAGGAGAUCCGGCAGCAGCGGCAGGAGGACGAGGAGGACAAAGCUAAGCCUGCAGACAUGCAGCCAGAGCCUGGAGCGGCAGCACUCAGAGGACCAGAGGAGGAGACUUGGAAUGAGCAUGCUGGGGAGACAGUGGAAGAGGAGCCUCCGCAGCCUUUGCAACCUGUGCUUGGAGCUCCUAGAGGUCGCCCUGCUUCACCCCAAGAGAUGGGCCAGCAGCCCCUGGAGGAAGCCAAGGCGGGGCCAGGCAGAGACCUUGCCGACCUUCCUGUUGGUGGCUCUGACACCGAGCCCCAGGCGGUCCAGACUAAGCUAAGAGAAGACCAGAAGGGUGCUGUGCUCAAGGUGGCUGGAGCUGGGAGGGAGCUGGCCCCUGGGGACUUGGAACCAGUGCUCAAGCCAGACCCUGCUGGGGUACCCAAGAGUCCAGAGAAGCGGUCUGCAGAGGAGGUAGCCAGGCAGCACCAACAUGCCUUUGGUGGAGGUCCCCAAGAAAGGAAGGAAACUGCAAAGGAAGCAGUGGCCACUGGCGCCAGUGUUCCCAAAGAGGCUGCCCAGCCCUUGGCAGGGGCAGAGGCUGAGGACUCUCGCACAAAGUCUAGGCAAUCAAGACCCACCAUGGUCCCAGCGAGGCCAGCAGAUACAGGCUUUCAGCCCCAAGCUAGGUUUCAGCAAGAACCCCAGGCCAUCUCUGACAAAGGUCAGGAUUCUCACCCAGAGGUAAGAAGUGAGGCUCCCCGAGGGGUUCACAUACUUGCUGAGGGGCAGCACAGAGAAAAGGAGGGUGCCACCAUCCUGGAGGCAAAGAAGAAGCCAGAUUCUAAUUCUGGGCCCGGACUAGCUGUGCCUGUGGGUCAGAAGCCAGAGAAUGCCAAACCCAACCGAGACCUGAAAGUGCAGGCUGGCUCUGACCUCCGGAGGAGACGGCGGGAUCUUGCCUCUCAUCCGGAGCAGGAGCUGGCUCCGAAGGAUGGAGUCAUCAUUAGCUUUAACUCCCUGCCUGAUGUACAGGGGAACGACCUCCGCAGUGCUCUGGACACUCAGCUCCGUCAGGCUGCAGGGGCUGCGCUACAGGUGGUACACAGCCGGCAAAUUAAACAGUUGCCUGGAGAUCUAGAGGAAGCGUGAGAACCAGACAUUGGACAGCAGUGACUGGAGGCCACAUUCUUGUGUCCCCAGGGAUUGGUAUCUAGUCCCUCAUGAUGAGCUGGGAAAGCCUAGCCCAGACAUCUUGUCACUCGGUGGUGUCACUCGCUCCAAGGCUUCGCAAGGCACUCACUAGCCCAAGUAUGGUUUGGGCCUUGAGCCAGCCCAGGAAAGGUAGUGCUGAGGUUCAGCUCUGCUGCUGCACAGCAGCGGCUCUUGUCUGUUCAUCGCUGACAGCAGGGUAGGCAACUUUCAAGUUACCAGUCCUCAUCUAGUUUGCAACCUGUCACAGCCAGAUUCUACCCUGACUUGAUUGUCCCAUGUUCUCCAUGAUGUGGGAAACCUGCCAUAGGCAUCUGUCUCCCCCUGGGGAGGCCCAGGGUUGGGUAUGACUUGUCUUCGGUUGGAGAAGGAGGUACAUGGCCUUCCUGGUUUCCUGUCAUACACAUUCUUUGAAAUUGAUUAUGAAACAAAAAAUAAAACACCACUAACAUCUA